GGGCGGACGGGCCAGAGCGAGCUGGGGAAGACGGAGCGGACGCUGCGGCGCGCGGGCGGACGGCGGGGGGGACGCGGGAGGAUGGAGCAAGUGGAGAUCCUGCGGAGGUUCAUCCAGAGGGUACAGGCCAUGAAGAGUCCGGACCACAACGGGGAGGACAACUUCGCCCGGGACUUCAUGCGAUUAAGAAGAUUGUCAACCAAAUAUAGAACAGAAAAGAUUUACCCCACAGCCACUGGAGAAAAAGAAGAGAAUGUUAAAAAGAACAGAUAUAAGGACAUACUGCCAUUUGACCAUAGCCGAGUUAAAUUGACUUUGAAGACUCCAUCUCAAGACUCAGACUAUAUCAAUGCAAAUUUUAUUAAGGGCGUCUAUGGGCCAAAAGCUUAUGUGGCAACCCAAGGUCCUUUAGCGAACACGGUCAUAGACUUCUGGAGGAUGAUAUGGGAGUACAGCGUUGUGAUCAUCGUAAUGGCCUGUCGAGAAUUUGAGAUGGGAAGGAAAAAGUGUGAGCGCUAUUGGCCUUUGUAUGGAGAAGAUCCUAUAACAUUUGCACCAUUUAGAAUUUCUUGUGAAAAUGAGCAAGCAAGAACAGACUACUUCAUUCGAACACUUCUACUUGAGUUUCAAAAUGAAUCUCGUCGGCUUUAUCAGUUUCAUUAUGUGAACUGGCCAGACCAUGAUGUUCCUUCAUCGUUUGAUUCUAUUCUGGACAUGAUAAGUUUAAUGAGGAAAUACCAAGAACAUGAAGAUGUGCCUAUUUGUAUUCAUUGCAGUGCAGGCUGUGGAAGAACAGGUGCUAUCUGUGCCAUAGAUUAUACGUGGAACUUACUAAAAGCUGGGAAAAUUCCAGAGGAAUUUAAUGUAUUUAAUUUAAUACAAGAAAUGAGAACACAAAGGCACUCUGCAGUACAAACAAAGGAGCAAUAUGAGCUUGUUCAUAGAGCUAUUGCCCAACUGUUUGAAAAACAGCUGCAACUGUAUGAAAUUCAUGGAGCACAGAAAAUUGCUGAUAGUCAUGAAAUUACCACUGGAAAUAUGGUCAGCUCCAUUGAUAGUGAAAAACAAGAUUCUCCUCCUCCAAAGCCACCAAGGACUAGGAGUUGCCUUGUAGAAGGGGAUGCCAAGGAAGAAAUCCUACAGCCACCAGAGCCUCACCCGGUGCCUCCCAUCUUGACACCUUCCCCCCCUUCAGCCUUUCCAACCGUUACUACUGUAUGGCAGGACAGUGACAGGUACCACCCAAAGCCAGUGUUGCACAUGGUCUCAUCAGAACAACAUUCAACAGACCUCAACAGAAAUUAUAAUAAAUCCUCAGAUGUUACAGGGAAUGAAUCAACUGUUGAACACAUAGAUAAAAAAUUAGAGCGAAAUUUAAGUUCUGAGAUUAAGAUCCCCCUUCAAGAGGGACCCAAAAGUUUUGAUGGGAACACACUCUUGAAUAGAGCACAUGCCAUUAAAAUUAAAUCUGCUUCAUUGUCUGUGGUUGACAAAACCUCCAGGCCACAGGAGUUAAAUUCAGGUGAUGUAAAAGUUGAUGAUGUUUCUCAGAAUUCUUGUGUGGACUGCAGUACAGAACAUUCAGACAGAGCUCCAGAUUCUUCAGAAGAAUCUCCAAACUCACACACACUGCCACGGCCAGACCACUUGCCUCUUGAUAAGAAAGGACAUGUAACAUGGUCAUUUCAUGGACCUGGAAAUGCCACCCCUGUGUCUGACUCCUCUGAAGGCAAAUCACCAGAUAACCAUUCUUCUCAGCCUGGAAAAACUGUGAGUUCAACAGCAAGCUCUACAACAGAAGUGGAGGUCCAUGAGCUUGUGGAUCCCUGUAACAGCUCCCCUGUGUUGGGAGCAACACUCAGCCUUACCAACCCUCUUCACUCUGAUGGUUCAGACUCAGAUGAAAGGGACUCGGAUGGUGCUGUGGCCAAGAGCAAAACUAGCAUUUCAACAGCAAGUGCCACCGUUUCUGCCGCCAGGAGUGCCGAAAGUACUCCCACUAGGAAAGUGUCACCGAUGUCCAUUGCCAGACAGGAUGUGGCAGGAAUGCUACGUUCAGGUGCUGAAAAGAUGUUGAUGUUAGUGAAGAGUUACCUCCUCCCUUACCUGAACGAACUCCUGAAUCUUCGUAUUAGCAA
Phodopus roborovskii (desert hamster) is the source of this 2138-nucleotide messenger RNA. RefSeq names its product tyrosine-protein phosphatase non-receptor type 12-like. Lineage: Eukaryota; Metazoa; Chordata; Mammalia; Rodentia; Cricetidae. Gene Ontology annotation, biological process: peptidyl-tyrosine dephosphorylation. Gene Ontology annotation, cellular component: cytoplasm; nucleus. Gene Ontology annotation, molecular function: non-membrane spanning protein tyrosine phosphatase activity. The record is from RefSeq and is a predicted model, not a curated record.